UACGUGCGCUGGCCCCGCCCCCCUCCCCUCAGUCAGUGCUUCACGCGCAGCUCCUGCUCAGAAAUGGCGGCUCUUUUGGAAUCGGUUCUGCUGCAGAAAGACCCGAACUCGGUGCUGGACUGGCUCAGAAACGUCCAGGAGUGUGACACUCUGGCCUACAGUGAAUCUGGGGUGACCGUGCACAAACAGGAAUUUGUCCCGUUUCUUUUAAACUUCCUAAGAGAGCAGAGCAGUCAAGCACUAACUCAUGGCCCCGCCACGCCUGCCAAGACUCCCAGCCGCCCCAGAGCUGCUGCACAGACGCAGGGCUCCUCCGACAGAAGGGGCUGCAGGUCUGCCGGCGGUGGUGGUGGUGGUGGCGGAGCUGGUUCUCGGACCGCCAGCCGGGUCCAGCUGUUUUCUCCUGCCUCCUCUGUGUCACCUGGAAGCGAGUGGGAAGCUUCCAGUCAGUCGGGAUGCCACUCUCUGAGCGGGGUCAACGCCUUCAGCAGUCCUUCCUUUAACACAGCAUGGAGCCCCGCGUCCAGGCCUUCGGGCUCAGAGCGCCGCUCCGGUCAGAGGAUCAGUCUCGGGGACUACAUGGUUUCUCCGCCUGACCUCCAGCCCAGCCCCAACUUCCAGUCACAGAAGGGCCGCAGGAGAAGCGGCGGCAGCAUGCCGAUGGGAGGGCAAGGAAGACAUGCAGGGGGGCGUGGAGGACAUCACAGUGACGAGAGCGGACGGUGGGAGAGUGGCGGGAGGAGAUCAGGUAGAGGAGGAGGAGGGUACGGUAGGAUAAGCGAGCAGAUUUCACCUCCGUCUGCGGGGCAGCUCAACUUCAACAACCUGGAGGACUUCCCUCCUGUUGGGUCUUCACCUAUUUCACCCGCGGCAUCCAAACCAUCUAGAAGAAUAAACCCAACACCAGUCGGGGCAGAGCGGCCACACUCUAAACCAAAGAUCUGCUUCACCUCCACGCCGUUCACCAAAGCGUCCACUCCUCCGGUGGUUGCAGAGUCGCUUGAAGGGUCCGUGACGGUGGGCAGUCCUCUGAGCCUGCAGGAAGAGAGGGAGCUACUAAAGAGGGAGAAGACAAAGCGUGCCCAGCAGGUCGGCUCUCCUCUGCCGUCCUCUCUGGACCCCUGCACCCCGACAAAGUCAGGUCUCAGGACAGGAUCUAAAGUUACACCGGAUAUGCAGACACCCUGUCCCGAACCGUCCAAAGUCACCUUCUCUCUGGAACUGGAUCUCCUGGCAGAGCUGUACUGUACCUGCAUCUCUGAAAAUCUAGUGCCAAACAUUUUCCUGGAGCUUUUCUUUGUGAUGCAGUUGUUAACGUCUCAGUCUCCUCACACUCACGAUGACGACGAGCAGGAAAGUUUGUGUGCAGCGAGUUCAGAUGUUCUGGAGAAAUGUUACCUGAGACAAGUACACAACUGUGUGUAUUUUGCCGUGAAGGUUCUGGAGAAUCAGUUUCAGCUGGUAGCUCAUUUGGACAAGUGUACCUUGCGUCUGCUGGCAGAGAACGAAAGGGUGGCAUUUUUCUCUCCGGAUCUCAAGGACCGUCUGACUCAGGCCCAGGACAGAAGCACAGCCAAGCUCUCUCCUUCAGUUUCCACUUUCAUCCACUCAGUCCCGUUCCAGCCUGCUACUGACAACCGGUCCAACUUCGGCAGUGACAAGGCCUUCCACACCUUUAAAAAACAAAGGGAUAUUUUUUACGAGGUGUUACGAGAAUGGGAGGACUUUCACAAGGAACCAGGGUGGAACUUUGACGCUGCUCUCGGGAGUCGGAUAAGAGGAAUGAUGAGUCAGCUGACGUCGGCAGGAAACCAUUCCCAUUUUGCUCGUCUGUUCCUGAAGCAGCUUGUUCAGAUGUGUAAAGGCCCCCGUGUGAACAGCUCUCCCGGGGAUACUCCUGACGCUGACCUGCUAGGGAUGCUGGGAGCUGACAGUCUGGGGCGUCUGAAGCGACUCGAGGAGCGUCUCAUUCAGCCUCACGGAGUCGUCGGUCCCUGCCCUCCUCCGUCCUUCCCCGAUCACCAGGAGUUCUUCAGGGACUUCCUUCAGACAGCGAGCUGCUGCCAGCUGAACCAGCACUUGCAGGACAGCCUGUGUCAGCAGCUCCUCCAGCUGGAUGAGGUGUCGAUCCGGAGCCCUCCAGCUUCAAUCGGUGAGAGGGGGGAGGAGGAGGAGGAGGGAGACGGGGACAUGGAGCAGCAGCAUGAGAAGCAGCGCUUCACCUCAGUGCUGCUCCUCGCUCGUGUUCUGGCUAAGUUCCUGGGAUUCAUUUCCUUUCUGCCCUACCAAACAUCUGAGAAACCAUCCAGGGAGAUACAGAAGGCUGCGAUAGCUCUGCGCAGCAAGAGUGUUCCAGUGCUGGAUGUGUGUGCUGUGCUGAGUAACAGUAUGAAAAGGAGGCGCACCAUCCUGACUGUGCCCUGGCUGGUGGAGUUCCUCUCCAUGCUGGACUGUAUCGGUCCUCUGCUGCUCUGCUACAGAACCGCGUUGGGCACACUGCUUCUCCUGUACAGGAGAAUGCUGCUGGGCAGAUGUGGAGAAAUGUGUUACCUGAACAAGCUCCUGAUGGUGUCUGUGUUGGGUUGGCUUUUCCAGAUCCCAGCGAUACCAGAGGACAUUUUCUUCACCAACGAGUUCACCGAGGUGGCCAAGCUGGAGGACAGCAGCACGACCACUGCAGGGCUUGAUUGCAUUCCCCUGGUGGAUCAGCAGCUUCUCUAUACAUGUUGUCCAUUUCUUGGUGAGUUCCGUAAGCUCCUGGCUGCCUUCGUGUCUGGAAGCACGGCCAAGAGUGGAGGCAUCAUCCGCAAGAUCACUCCCACAUCUGCUGAGCUCAGGGAUACGCCGGCUGCCAACAGGUCGCAGCAGAAACUGCAGGUGGACCUCGAGCAGGCCUUCUUUCACAACCAGCCUCCGUCGCUGCGUCGCACUGUGGAGUUUGUAGCCGAGAGAGUCGGAUCCAACGCUGUCAAGCACAUGAAGGCCACAUUGGUGAGCGAGCUGGUGGAGCGAGGUGAGAAGAUGCUGAGAGACGGACUCGAGACGCCAAAGUCAAAUCCUUCAAAACUGAACGACUCCAUCUGUGCUCAGCUGUGUGUUGCAGGAUUGGAGGCCCUGGCAAAAGCCACCAGAUUUUGCUGCGAGAAGAGUCCCGAAGCCAUACGCAUCCUGCUCCCCGACGAGACCUCCCCCGCUGUCCUGACCACGUCUGAAAACAUCACUAAACGUCUCGCAACAGAAAAAGCCUGCAGCUGGCUCUCCGCCAACAUCACAGCGCUGAUUAGACGAGAGUGGAAGAGCAGGUACGAUCGCGUGAUGAAGGCCAUGGCGAGCCCAUUGGCUCCAGACUCCGGGGACCCGGAGGGCGCCGUGGUUGAGCUGGUCACCCAGGAGCAGUUGACUACUCCCAAGAGGAAACAAGGAAGCGAGAGAGCGAUCUCCUGCCCUCCGCACUGCAGCCACAGCGCUUCCCUGCCAUCUGACAUCCUCAUUGAGAUGAAGGAGUUGCUGAGCGUUGCAGUCGGCCCCAGGACUCACGAUGAGCUGCCAACUCGCUCUCAGAUCAAAACGCUGCUGCAGAGAGUGGGAGACACACUGGCCUGCAGAAAGUUCUUAACUGUCAUGUCAGAGCAGAUGCUACUCAACUCUACCGUCCUACUGGCCUGCAAACUGGUGUCUGCAGAGCUGCCGGUGCUGUCUCUGUCAGGGUGCAAAGGAGGAGAUGGGGUUGUUGUGGGUCCCGGUUCAGGGUCAGAGCCUCCUGUCAGAGCGCUGCUGGAGCAGCUUGCCGAGAUGUGGGAAGGGGACUGCUGCGCCUCCGCCCCCCUCCACCUGCUCUUCACCCCGCUCACCGUCACGGCUGUGCUGAAGGCCAGCGACACUGAGUGGAACAACUACCUGCUCCUAGUUAGGAAGCUGGUUGACAGAGGAGUCCUGAGCGAGGAAGAGGUCGUAUCUCAUUGGAAGAAGCUAACUAACUUGGCCUUGCCGGCGACGCUGAUAGAAAAUUUUCAGCUGCGGUCACAGAGCAUUAAGCCGCCCUUGCCUCUGGCCGACUUGCAAAGCCACAUGGAGAUGCUGCAGGUCUCUCAACAGACAGUAGAGGGUGCUACAUGACAACAAUAAUACUACCCAGUAUCCCACAGCAUCUUUUUGGCGUGAUCUCCACAAUGUUUUGUGUCACAUCUGUCAGUGUGUUGUCCAAAAACAAGACACUUCUGGGCGACUUGUUGUUGUUGUUGAUGAUCAUUUUUUUCCCCGAGAUGCCUCUGCACAAAGCUCAGAGCUGUUCCAACACUUGGCCUCAGCACAUAACUUUGCAAGCUUCAGACUUUGUUUGUUCUCCACCUGUGAAGUGACAGCAGCCUUUCAUGAGUCCCUCUGCUCUUUUGCUAAGGCGCCAGCGAGAACCAGAAAGCCCUGUUAGUCAGAAGUAGCCGGGGACCAUCUCACACCUUUUUUAAAAUCUGUUGAACCUUCCUGCAAAGCAAAUCGAUCAUUGUGUCCAAAGGGAGAUGCGAGUAGAUCAAGCAUUUCAAACAGUCGAGAGCAGUUGACGGGAGAAGGGUCAGUGUCAAAAUGGGAAUUUGAAUGUUUUUGCAGCUGAGGACUAACUUCAGUAACUUCAGACCUAGGUGUUAUAAUUCCACUUUGUCCAUAUACGAUUCCUCCAAACAAGCCAUAGUUUGUCACGAAACACUUGCUCAGAUGAAAAAUGAACUGCAAAAUGUGAGUUUUGUUUUUUUUGGACCCACCGGUUUAAAUAAAUGUCUUAACUUUUAGUAUAGCACUUUUCACACACUGCCUUUUUGACCGCCACUACUAGUGAUUGCAUGUGUUAUUUCAUGAAUGCAAGGUUGCAUUUGUGCUUGUUUUUUGUUCAUG
This is a messenger RNA of Larimichthys crocea (large yellow croaker), 4884 nucleotides long. RefSeq names its product codanin 1 (gene cdan1). Gene Ontology annotation, cellular component: nucleus. Lineage: Eukaryota; Metazoa; Chordata; Actinopteri; Sciaenidae. Gene Ontology annotation, biological process: chromatin organization. The transcript is spliced from 29 exons. Bases 64 to 4116 code for a protein of 1350 amino acids. The record is from RefSeq and is a predicted model, not a curated record.